Molecule: messenger RNA, 6537 nt
Organism: Fonticula alba
Lineage: Eukaryota; Rotosphaerida; Fonticulaceae
Exons: 6
Coding region: 122-6403 (2093 amino acids)
Biological process (GO): positive regulation of GTPase activity; Ras protein signal transduction
Cellular component (GO): plasma membrane
Molecular function (GO): guanyl-nucleotide exchange factor activity
Source: RefSeq, a predicted model, not a curated record
CCGCCCCCGCCCCCGCCCCCCCCCGUCCCUCCGCGUUCCUGUGUGCCCCUGCCCUCGCCCGAGCCUGGCCGCCGCCGCCGCCGAGUGCCCGCGCCCCACACGCAUCCUCGUGCGCGCCGCCAUGGGGUCCAACCAUAUCGGCGCAGCCAGCGCCACCCAGCACCCGACGCCCGACCUGCCGGCCUUUACCAGCCUCCAGGAGUCGCCGCACCUGGCGCCAGUGGGUCCCGGCGCCGGGGUUCCCCACACAACCGGCAAGGCCCACCCGCCGGCCAUGAUUUCCACCCGUGUAACUCUGCCCCCGGCCGGGGAAGAUGCCCAUGAGGCGAUGCUGGCCACGCGCGCCACGCCGGUCCUUUCCGGCGAGCUGCCCCCCCCGCCGCGCAAGGAAACCAUCGCCCUGGCCGCGGCCGGGAUCUCCUUCGAUCCCUUCAGCCCGGCCGAGGUCCGGUCCCGCGCGGCCAUGCCCCAGCGCCCGGACUUCCCCCAUCUUUGCCCCGAGGCGGCCACCAUCGCCGGGACGCUCUUCUCCUCGCAGCGCCUGGCCGCCGAGGUGUGUCUGUCACACUCGCGCCCGGAAACCCGCGACUCCAUGCCGAUCUCGGCCGUCGCCGGGUCCUGGGUCCAGCUGAGUUCCUCCCUCCGGUCGCUGCUGCUCGAUGUGCACUUCCUGCUGUUCUCCUUCCUGCAGCUGGACUCCUCGAGCCUCCUGGCGCAGGAGUCCCAGCUGGACCUGGACGCCAUCCUGGCCCAGACGGAUGCCCUGUUGCAGACGGUCGUCCAGGCGGAUCGCGCCCCGCCGGCCGGUUCGCCCCCGGCCUCGGCCCCCCUGCGUACGGCCUACACCAAUUUCAUCAGCGCCCAGGUGUAUGCGGCCAAGACCUUCACCACGCACCCGGCCUUCGGACGCUUGGCCACCGCUGGCCGGACUCUGGCCACCGCCACCAAUGACUACAUCCGGACCAUGGCCCGGACAACCACCUCGGCGACUGUCCUCUCGCCGGAGCUCCUCGAGCCGGCGACCCCCUUCGAGCUGGCCCCGGAGGCGUCGUCCUUCGUGCAGCACCCGGUCCCCCGACAUGGGUCCAGCACCCCCGAGCCCAGCAUCUCGGAGAAGCGCCAGCGCGGGGCCGAGCUCCGGCCCAUCAUCACCGGCAGCGAGCCCACCCUCUCGGCCGAAAGCCCGCCCCCCUCACCACAGUACAAGUCCCGGUCCAUCGACCACCUGCCCUUCUCCGGAUCCAGCCAGAGCAGCAGCAGCAGCAGCAGCGGCAGCGGCAGCGGCAGCAGCACCAGCGGCAGCAGCAACAGCAAGGGUGGCGAUGGAGCGGCCGCGGCGUCGCUGCUGAACCCGGCCGGCCUGGGGGCCCCUUCGCCAUCGGCCUCCUCGCGGCACCGGUUCGUGCGCAAGGUCCGUCAACUGGUCGGCAAGCCGGAGCCCACGGGCCCGGCCUUCCCCGCGUCGCUCUACUCGGCCACCGGGUCGUAUGCCUUCGAUGAGGGGGGGCCUGGUGGUCCGGCGCCCCCGCGGUCGCCCAAUCGCGCCGGAUCCUUCCACGGCGGCUUGAGCGACCUGGCAUCCGGCUCGAUGGGGAAUGGGCCCCUCGGGGCGGCCGGCGGGUCUCGGAACAGCGUCAUCGGCGCCCCGCCCGCCUGGACCCUGCCCUCGGGGCCGAUGUUGGUGGAUUUGCGCCCGGAUGGCGGGAGUGACCUGCUGGAUGAUGACAGCCUGACCUACAGCACCUGCUCGCUGGAUGGCGAUGGGCCAUCCUCCGGGCCUCCCUCCGGGCGUGCCUCCUUCGAGACCAUCCCCCUGGUGGACGGCAGCACCAGCGCCACCCGGCGCGACUAUGAGCCGUCCCUCUAUGAGCAGGAUCUCCAGCUGGAGCAUCCGGACCUCGAUGGGGAGCACCUGUUCGACUUGCUGGAGGCCUUUCUCAGCGCUGGCGAGGGCGCCGGCGAGGAAGUCACCCGAGCCGCCGGUGGCGCCCCUGUGGCCAUGAGCUCGGUGGUUACCUCGCGCCCGGCCCGGCGUCAGGCGCGCAUCACUCGCGCGGUUUCGAUGCCCACAUCGCCGGCAAGCGCCACCGAGUCGACGGCGGCGGCGGCGGCGGCGGCGGCGGCCGCGGAUCUGUCCGCCACCACGGCUCGUUUGUCACUCCCGGCGCCGGCGGCGACUGCGGCCGCCACCGACGCCCGGGCGACCACGGCCAUCGCCAUCCCCGCCCCGCCGACGGCACCCCCCCCGUCCGAUCUCGGUCCAAGUGGCCGCCCACACUCUUCCAACACCGAUGAAGUUAUUUUCCAGCUCCUGCUGGGCAGGGGCAUCAAUGCGCCGUCUGAGCGGCCGGCCGGUGGGCCGCCCCUCCCGGGGCUGCUCGGUCCCCAAACAUUCGCCCUGGCCCCGGUGGCUGGGCUGCGUGCCUUCGCGGUCGCCCCCAGCCAGCAGGAUGAGGCCUACGAUGGGGAUGCCGAUGAUGAGGCGGCCGCCGGCCCCGGGGCCGGGCGAUCCCACUCGCAGGACGUCACUUCCACCCCUAGCGAGGAGGGGGAAGACGUGCUCGGGGACUUGGCCACGGCCGGGGGGCGCUUUGCCGCCGGGCGUCGGGCCACCGUCAGCGAGGGGCUCCUGCCGCAGCAGCGGCCUCUGGCCCCGGGUGCCGGGGCUCUGCCCGUGAAUCUGUCCCCCUCGCUGGGGAGCCUCACCUCGGCCCGGGGAUCGUCCUCCUCUUGCUCUUCCUCCUCGUCCUCCCUGUCCCCGGCGUCCGGGCUGUCGGCCUGUUCGUCGAACUCGUCGCUGGUGGCGGCGGCCGCGGCGGCCGGGCCGCUGUUUGCGGCCCCCUACUCGCCGCCGUCGUCGGGCUCGGUCUCGGCCGCCUCGUCGACGUCCUCCCUGCGGCGUGGGUCGCUCUUUGUGCCGGCCAGCAACCAGCUGGACACGGUUCUGGAGCAGCCGAUGGGCGAUGACUCGGACGAGGACACCACCAUCACCCUGUCGCCGUUCUUCGCGCGCUUCGCGGCGUCCGCCACCUCCGGGGCCGGGCGCGAGGGCGGGUCCACCCCCGGCGUGCGGCCGAUGUCCCUGCUCUUUGAUCGGAGUACCUCGGAGCAUGUGCUGUUGCCGGUGCCAUCGGCCGGGGCCCCGGGGGCCGGGCCUCGCGAUGGCCCACCCGCCAAACCCCCGGCGCCCCGGCGCUUCCCCGCCCCUCUGAAUGAUGAGGCCUCCAACUCGGAGGGGGAUAUGGCCGUCGAUGUGGACGGCGCCGACAGCACCGGCAGCAUGUCCGACUCGUCGGGCUUCGACUCGGACCGGCCGGCUUCCCCGUCGCCCGGGGACCCGCUGGCCAUGGGUGAGGGUGGUCUGUCCGAGCCGCUGGUUGCCGGAGGGGGGGAUCUCCUGGCCGCCGCCACCACGGCCCCCUGCAGCAGCGACACCUCCGGGGAGUCGGACUCGCCGUCCGGCGACCCCGGGACCGCGUCGGAGGAAUCCACCUCUCGCGAGGCCCCCACCGCCGGGGGGGCCGCCACGGCCCUCCCCGCGGCCAGCCUCUUCUCGGACAUGAUGUCGGUCAACAAUGCGGCCCUGCUGGCCCCGCGCAAGCUCCUGCGCGAUGACUAUUCCCUGGUGUAUAUCCCGUCGCUGGCCUCGUCGGAUGCCAUUGCCCCGGCCCAGCCGCCGGCCCGGCACCCGUCCACGGGCAAUCGGGCUCUCCUGGCUGGCGGGGCCUUUGCCGGCACACUGACCCCGGUGCGGCCGGCCCUUCCACCGGUGGCCGAUGGUGACUCCGGCCCCGGCGGGGCGGAUAGUCUUGAGGCUUUCACAACCGGGGCCCUGUCUCCGCUGAUUACCGUGUCGCAAUCGAACACCCGACGCAUGGUUUACCCCUCGGUGGCGGCCACCAGCGACGGCCCCGACGGGGAUGUUGGCUCUGUGGCCGGGCCAGCCGGAGCCUCCACCCCCGGGCGCAAGACCACGAAGCACCCGGAAGCCGGGCGGCACUUCGACCGGAACAUGCGCAUCCUGCGCACGAUUGCCGGGCGGUAUGGCCACGAGGAGCUGGCCACGCCAGCCACGCUGAAGCGCCUGUCCCUGACCCUUGGCGUGCCGGCGGUCGGCCUGCAGGCCGGCUCGGCGGCCGAUCCGGAGGCCGGGUCCAAGUGCCAGGUCCCGGCCGAGGCCAUCCUCGUUCGGCAUGUGCCCACCGGGGAGAAUAUCCUGAUUUUGGAGCUGGUGCGCGGCCGGCUGGAGGUGGUGGCCUGUUCGAUUGGGCAUCUGGCCGAGCGCCUGGCCGAUGACGCGCCGUACGACCGGCGCCUGAGUGGCUCGGGCCUGGGCCCGGGCGCCGCCGAUGAUGCUGGCUCCGGGAGUGGGGCCGGUUCCGGCCGGCUGACGCGCGCGGCCUCCACCUGGUUCAUGUCCGCCUCGAAUGACCCGCCGCUGCUGGACUUCGAGGACACCGCCGAUCUGGUGGACAGUGUCCUGCUGACGCACAGUCAGUACAUGUCACACGUGGACCUUUUCUCGGUGCUGAUGUCGCGCUUCAACGCUCGGGCCCUGACCACAGCCGAGGCGCCGCGCCUGCUCGGCCUGUCGGAUGAUCUCAUCGCCUACUUCGAGGAGGUGUCCGACUCGCUUCGACGCAAGGUCCUCAAUGUCCUCUCUCGGUGGCUGCGUUUCCAGUGGGUGGAGUUCGAGCAGGAUCGUCUGCUGCUGUCGCUCCUGCGGGACUUCAUGAUCCAAGGCCACUACUCCCUGUACGGGGAGUAUGCCCUCUUGCGGCAGGCAUUCCACAAUUGCGUGUACCAGGCCCUGCGGCGCAUCGAGCCGGGGCCGGUGCGAGGCCGCCGUAUCGAGCUGUUGACCAUCCAAGCGGCCAGUGCCGGGGCCGAUCGUCCCCUGUCGCGGAGCGCCUCCCUGCGGAGCGUCGGUUCCUCGCGGUCGUCCAGCAGCUCGGGCUCGGCGCCGACUCUGGCCACCUCGCCGAGUGGCAGCUUCAGCGACCGGGCGCUGUCCUCCGGCUUGGUUGGCCUGAGCCCCCAAACCGCGGCCCUGUUCAUCAGCUGCCAUAAUGCCUACCUCGCGGCGCAGGUCCAGCCGAUUGAUUGGUUCACCUAUGCGGUGGCCUCCUCGAACCAGCGGUUCUUCAAGAACGACCCCCCGGCCGGGGCGAUUAUGAAGCAGCCGGAGUCCGUGGUCCGGCUCUUCCGCCGAGAGCACCAGCUCACCCAGUGGGUGGGCUUCGAGGUGUGCUCCGGGGAGACUGCCCGCGCGCGGAAGGACAUCUUCCGCAAGGUGCUGAAGAUCAUCCGCCUGGCGCGAGACAUGCACGACUUCCUCGGGGCCUUUGCCCUGUACAAUGGGCUCUUCUCGCCGCCGAUCCUGCGCCUGAAGUCCGUCUGGUCGUCCUUGAGCAAGAGCGACAUGGCCGAAAUCUCCAAAUUGGGCAAGUUCUUCGAGCCGCGCAACAACAUGCGCACGUACCGCGCGCGCAUCGAGCGCCUGGCCAGCGCGCCGAUCCCCGUGCUGCGUGGGCUACAGUCGUCAGCCGGGCGCCCGGUGCCCCCGCCACGCCCCGACCGUCGCCCGGCCACCGGGGCCGAUGUCGAUGCCAAGCAGUCGGGCCAGCAGCCGGCCACUCUGCAGCAGCCGCAAUCUCAGCAGCAGCAGUCACAGCAGCAGCAACCACAGUCCCAGCAGCAGCAGCAGCAGCAGCAACCGCAGUCCCAGCAGCCGGCGCCGGCGCCAGUUGCCCUGGUGGGUGCAGUGCCCAUCCCGAUGAUCAUGCUCCGAGAGGUGUUGUAUGUCCUGGAGCGUGUCCCCUCAGUUCCGCGGGACUUCAGCGGCCUGGUUCACAUCGCCAAGUACCGGUACAUCACGUCGAUCCUGGAGCGGCAUGUGCGCCUGGCCCGCUUCGCCGCCGCCGGGGAUCUCUCCAUGGCCCGGUUGAAGUCCUACCUGGACCAUGUGGAUGCGGUGUCCGAGACGGGCAGCGCGCCGGGCAGCGCGCCCGGCUCAGCCAGCGGGUCGGUUGCCUCGCUCCCGGCGGCCGGCUCCCCGAGCACCAGCGGGCCGGCUCCCCUGCUCGGGUCGACGGGGGGCAGUGGCACCGCCGGUGGCGGUGCCUCCGGCCAGCCGCCGAGCCACCAUCAAUCGGGGUCCUCGCACUCGGUUCUCCAGCUGCUCAGCGGUUCAGGGGCCGCCGGAGGAGGGCCGGGCUCCGGGGCACUGGCCGACGCGCUGGCCAUCUCGCUGGCUGGCCCCGAGCCGAGCUCGAAUCCCCCCUCAUCGGCCGCCGCCACGGCUCGGUCCAUUCUUCAGUCGCUGCUGCUGCUGCAGCGGACCAUCGACCACCCGCCGGACGAGGAGGAGCUGAUGGAGAUGUCGCGUGCUGUACAGUCAUAGAUGCGCGCGCGUUGCUCCCCCUCCCUCUGCCUCCCUUCCACAUUGUACUUGUUCCCUCAACAUUUGAUUCCCAUCUCGGGGCUUUCCCCCUCCCUCGCCCUGAAGAGAAAUACGACCCCCCCCCCCCCUUGCCA